Molecule: messenger RNA, 3470 nt
Organism: Engraulis encrasicolus (European anchovy)
Lineage: Eukaryota; Metazoa; Chordata; Actinopteri; Clupeiformes; Engraulidae
Gene: ano6
Product: anoctamin 6
Exons: 20
Coding region: 225-2969 (914 amino acids)
Biological process (GO): calcium activated phosphatidylcholine scrambling; calcium activated phosphatidylserine scrambling; chloride transmembrane transport
Cellular component (GO): plasma membrane
Molecular function (GO): protein dimerization activity; chloride channel activity
Source: RefSeq, a predicted model, not a curated record
UCUCUCUCGGCCCCACCUUUACAUUUCCUUUCUCAUGUCUUGGCUUGAACUGGCAUGCCAAAGAUGUCACUGGCGUAGAUAAACGUGUUCCCCGUGUGUAAAUAGACCUAUAGGCAUAUAGUUUAGAAUGGUUGUUGAACUUUAUUUCCCUCGGUCUCGGUAGAGCUAGCCUCGUUGUUUGCCCGUUGCGCAUUGUUUUAACUCAUCACUCGUAAACUACGAAAAUGAGUGAAGAAGAGGAUAACAUUUCGGCGAUGGAUGAGACAGAUCUUGAGGGCGGGACGGAGAUUCCGAUGGGUUUACUAGACGACGUUGGACUUGUUUAUUCUGAGAAUUAUCUGCCAUCUUACAGAGAAGGCCAAUCGGUGCCCAAAGUGGAAGAGACGGAAUUCAAUCAGAACCCAGACUCGCUCUUCUUCAACGAUGGUGAGCGUCGCAUCGACUUUGUGCUGGUGUACGAGGACGAGAGCAAGAAGGACUUUGAGAAGAGGCACACGCUCAUGCGGCGAAAACGGAGAAGAGAAUAUUUUGAAGCCAGCCUGAUGAAGAUGGGGAUGGAGCUGGAAGCCACUAGAUCUGUAGUGGAUGAGAAGAUCAACUUUGUGAAGGUCCACAUGCCCUGGGAUGUGUUGUGCACAUACGCUGAAGUCCUUCACAUCAAGCUGCCGAUUCAGCAAAAUGACCUCGUCACCAAGUCCUCGCCGUUCAAUUGCUUCACCAAGUAUUUCUACCCCAGCGAAGACGCCAUAGCCUCGGAGCCCGAGUACUUCACAGCUGCGUUUGAGAAGAACAGGUUGGAGUACUUCCACGUCAAAAACCAGGAUGAGUUCUUCACACCUGCAAUGAGGAGUAGAAUGGCCUACUACAUUCUGUGUCGAGCCACCUAUGAAGAAACUAUAAAAGUGAAAAAGUUUGGCAUCACCAAGCUGCUGGAUAGUGGCGUGUACAAGGCUGCAUACCCCCUUCAUGAUUGCAAAUUCAAUGUGAAAUCCCAAGAGGAAGGAUAUGCCAACGAGAGGUAUCUGCUAUACUCUGAGUGGGCCCAUCCAAAAAACUUCUACAAGAUGCAGCCUCUCGACCUCAUCAGAAAGUAUUAUGGGGAGAAAAUAGGCAUCUACUUCGCCUGGCUGGGCUUCUACACCUUCAUGCUGACACUGGCUGCCAUCGUGGGCCUCUGCUGUUUCAUAUUCGGAUAUAAGACACGAGAAACAAGCACAUGGAGUAAAGAGGUGUGUGACCCAGAGAUUGGUGGGAGGAUCUUCAUGUGCCCGAGGUGUGAUAAAGACUGCACCUACUGGCGCCUCAACAGCACCUGCGAGACCUCAAAAGACCUUUGUGUAUUUGACAACUAUGGGACAUUGGUGUUUGCUGUAUUCAUGGCAAUUUGGGUGACCGUGUUUCUGGAGUUCUGGAAACGCUAUCAGGCCGAGCUGGAGUACGAGUGGGACACGGUGGAGUUCCUGGAGCAGGAGGAGCAGCCCAGGCCAGAGUACGAGGCCAAGUGCAUCUACGACAGGAAGAAUCCGGUCACUGGGGAAGAAGAGAAAGUGCCUUACACUGCCUGUGGGAAAUGUAUGAGAAUUGGAUGUGGAAUUGGAACAGUUGUAUUCUGGAUCAUCCUGAUCAUCGCGUCGGUGGUGGCGGUGAUCGUGUACCGGCUGGCCGUCUUCUUCACCUUCUCGCGGCGUCUGCGCGAGGACAUCAAGGGCCUGGAGCCCAUCAAGGAGUAUGUGACGCCGCAGCUGGCCACCACCGUCACGGCCUCCAUCAUCAGCUUCGUCAUCAUCAUGAUCCUCAACAACCUCUACGAGAGGGUCGCCAUCUGGAUCACCGACUUUGAACUCCCGAGGACGAGGACAGACUAUGAGAACAGCCUGACGCUGAAGAUGUUCCUCUUCCAGUUUGUCAACUACUACUCGUCCUGUAUCUACGUGGCCUUCUUCAAGGGCAAGGUGGUGGGCUACCCUGGACAGCCAGUCUAUUGGCUAGGGCUCUAUCGAAACGAGGAGUGUGAUCCUGGUGGAUGUCUUAUUGAAUUGACCACUCAGCUGAGCGUGAUUAUGGGAGGCAAGGCCAUCUGGAAUAACAUACAGGAAGUUCUGUUUCCGUGGGUGAAAAAUGUGAUUUUCCGCUACUGCAACAAAGUCAAGGCAGAGAAGAUCAUUCCUCGAUGGGAGCAGGACUAUCAGCUGCAGCCAAUAGGAAAGCUGGGCCUGUUCUAUGAAUACCUGGAAAUGGUGAUCCAGUUUGGCUUCGUGACUCUCUUCGUGGCCUCGUUUCCUCUGGCUCCUCUGCUGGCCCUGGUGAAUAACCUGCUGGAGAUCAGGGUGGAUGCCUGGAAGAUGACCACACAAUUCCGCCGGAUUGUGCCAGAAAAGGCCCAGGACAUCGGAGCAUGGCAACCAAUUCUUCAGGGCGUUGCCAUCUUGGCUGUCGCCAGCAAUGCAGCCAUAAUUGCUUUCACAUCAGAUAUGAUCCCACGCCUGGUUUACUACUGGUCCUUCUCUAUAACGCCGUACACAGAGAGCUCCACUCAGACCAUGUCAGGCUACAUCAACAACACCCUCUCCAUUUUUAACGUCAGUGAUUUCACAGAAGUCAGCCGGCCUCGUGAUGAUGUGAUUCCGUACUGGUUUGACAACAGCACCACCUGCAGGUAUCGAGAUUUCAGAUACCCUCCGGGACACCCGAAAGAGUAUGACCACAACAUUUACUACUGGCACGUCAUCGCUGCCAAACUAGCCUUCAUCAUAGUUGUGGAGCACAUAGUGUACCUGACCAAGUUCAUGCUGUCCUACGCCAUCCCUGACGUGCCUUACAAGGUGAAGGAGCAGAUCAAGCGGGAGAAGUACCUGACUCAGGUGCUGCUCCACGAGGCCAACCUCAAGCUGGCCACCCAGAGGGUCAAGCCCAUCGUGGACAAGAUCAAAUGCAACUUGGACAAUGAGGAACUGGACCUGCCCUUGUGAGAAGAAAAAAAAUCAGUGCAUUAUUUUUACGAGAUUGCAGUGAUAUCAUGUCUAAAUCACUGCAUUGUGCCUUUUUUGCAGUAUGCAAACUCCAUUUUGCGGGGGGGUUUUUGGUGUUGGUGUUUACAAAUCACAGAAAUCACUGCCUAAAACUACGCCAAGACAGUCAUUAUGUAAAACUGCAAUUUUUAUAAUGCAGUACAAGCAGGUUUUUUCCCCGUAAGGUUGUACCUUUUGUUUGCAGUAUGUGCCACAAAACCAACUGAAGAUUGUGGGGAUAUCGUGAGAAAAUGAACUGAUGUACUGGUGACAUUCCCUCCAUAAGUGUGAUAUUCACUUAACUUUCCUGGGAAAUAAUGCUCUCUUUCAAGUGAAUUUCAUGGAUGCAAUUAGACCAGUAGGAUGUUAACUGUUCUAACAAAACCUGCGACUCUUGAACUGAAGUGCCAUACCAGCACCUGCUGCUGCAGUAAGAUGGGCCAAAUGUAAAAAAAAGAGAAA